GCAUCGCCUGCUGGCACGGUGGUGACAAAGGCUCCUGCGUCGAAGGCCGUCGUGGUCAAGGCGCUGCCUGCAGGGACAGCUCCUGCAAAGGCGGCGACCUCCAAGGCCGCCGUUGUCAAGGCAAUGCCGAAGGCCCCAGCUGAGGGCAAGGCGGGAACGUGUUCACAUCAUGACAUGAAGGUAUCAAAGGUCUUAGUGUCGAAGGUGCUGCCUCGCAGCGUUGUCUGUAUGCUUGAUUGA
Messenger RNA from Symbiodinium sp. CCMP2456, 240 nucleotides. Lineage: Eukaryota; Dinophyceae; Suessiales; Symbiodiniaceae. The record is from the annotation of a GenBank genome assembly.